Gasterosteus aculeatus aculeatus (three-spined stickleback) is the source of this 3622-nucleotide messenger RNA. RefSeq names its product vacuolar protein sorting-associated protein 26B-like. Lineage: Eukaryota; Metazoa; Chordata; Actinopteri; Perciformes; Gasterosteidae. The record is from RefSeq and is a predicted model, not a curated record. Gene Ontology annotation, biological process: intracellular protein transport.
AACUCGGUAUAUUCAAUAAUCCAAGAAGCGGUUUAUGCGCUGGACGGCUCACAGCCCAACGAGGAGAAACUGCAGGCUGUGCCGUUUUACAGAACCAGGAGGGGGGUUGUUUCUCACUAAGAGCCAUUGACAGCUCGACUGACCCGCAGCGAUGAGCUUCUUCGGUUUUGGUCAAAGUGCGGACAUCGACAUAGUUCUUAAUGACGCCGAAACGAGAAAGAAAGCUGAGCAUAAAAGCGAAGACGGCAGGAAGGACAAGUAUUUUCUCUUCUACGACGGGGAGACGGUGUCGGGGAAAGUCAACGUGACGCUCAAGUACCCGGGGAAGAGGUUCGAGCACAGCGGCCUCAAGGUGGAGUUUAUCGGGCAGAUAGAGCUGUACUACGACCGAGGAAACCACCAUGAGUUUGUGUCCCUCGUGAAGGACUUGGCUCGGCCGGGGGAGCUCACACAGUCCCAAACGUUUGAUUUUGAGUUCACGCAUGUGGAGAAACCCUACGAGUCUUACACCGGCCAGAACGUCAAACUACGCUACUUUUUGAGGGCCACCGUCGGCCGGAGACUGAACGACAUCAGCAAGGAGCUGGACAUCGUGGUGCACACGCUCAGCACCUACCCGGAGCUCAACUCCUCCAUCAAGAUGGAAGUGGGGAUCGAGGACUGUCUGCAUAUAGAGUUUGAGUACAAUAAAUCCAAGUAUCACCUCAAAGACGUGAUCGUCGGGAAGAUUUACUUCCUUCUGGUGAGGAUCAAGAUCCGACACAUGGAGAUCGACAUCAUCAAGCGGGAGACAACUGGCACGGGGCCCAACGUCUACCACGAGAACGACACCGUGGCGAAGUACGAGAUCAUGGACGGCGCGCCGGUCAGAGGAGAGUCCAUUCCCAUCCGGCUGUUUCUAGCAGGCUACGACAUGACGCCCACCAUGAGGGACGUCAACAAGAAGUUCUCUGUGCGCUACUACCUCAACCUGGUCCUCAUCGAUGAGGAGGAGAGGCGCUACUUCAAACAGCAGGAGAUCACCCUGUGGAGGAAAGGCGACAUCGUGAGGAAGAGUAUGUCUCACCAGGCCAUCAUCGCCUCCCAGCGCUUUGAAGGCUCCUCCAAUCAGGAGAAGAACCACACCCAGAGCAACGAAGAGGACGACAGCUAAAGCCGCGUGUGUGUGCGUGUGUGUGCGCGUGUGCGCGCGUGUGUGUGUGAGCAAAGGAGCAAACCGUCUGACUCAAACUGUAGUUGCAAGUAAUUCUGUUUGUUUCAACCACCUUGAAUUACAAGCUGGGUGGAGUUUACCACAUUAAGAUUGCAAACUGCACAAAAUCUUCUUGAAAGUGCUUGAUUCAACUUUAAUGGCAUUUCUUCAGUAGGGUAAACUUCACCCAAUAUAUGCACUUAAAUAUAAUGUACAAAUACUGUACAUCCAAUAGCUUGUUUGUGUGUGUGAGAAGCCACCGUGGGUCCAUUUCUAAUAACCUUUCCUUCUGACUUCUCCCGCGGCUGCAAGAAAGGUUUCUAAAAACGUGGGUUGAUAAUAGAACUUACACAAUACAUUUCCAGUAGACUGUGACGUUCCUUUAUUUAACAUUCAGUGCCAUCCUCUUUGCGUUUGCUUUAAAAAAAAAUUAAAAGUAAACCUUAAUUGUAAAAACGCUCUGAAUGAAAGUAAAUGUAUUUGUAUGAGACAGAGCUAAAUUAUUUUCAUACAUUCCAAGGCUCUUGUCAGGAGGCAGUAUAUCUACAAUAUUAGCUUUUAACGCUGUCCGGCAUGUUUUAACGCCAGUGCCGCACGUUGGAAGCACCAGCGGGUCAGGGGCUCGUGCUGCUGCGGAUACCAACGUUCUCUUCCAUUGCUUCAGCCGUCUCCCACUGUCAGAAACUCUUUUUGUAGAUGCACCAUCCAUCUCAUUUAGCGUUUUGUUAUUUUAAAACUGGAUUCAUGUCAUAACAUCCACAAUGGACAGUAUUGCAGAGGCGACAUUGGUGCUUGCGAGCGCUGCUUCUUGAAGGGCCAGCUCACCCCAAAAUUCAAAGAUAUAUAUUUUUCUUACCUUGUGUAGUGCAUUUGUUCAUUGAUAAAUAUAUCAAUCUAGAUUGUUGUUGACACAGAGUUUAGGAUCAGGUGGAUUAUCUUGAGUAACCGGAUCAGUGUCUGAAAAGAUAAAUACUUUUUGAAUCGUUUGGUGGGCAUACAGUAAUAUUAUAUUGGAGAGUCCGACAUCUCUAUAACCAAUGUCUCCGACACAGAGUGACUCCCACCAAAACAAUCCAGAUUAAUAAAUAGAUCUAGAAGUAAGAGGAAGUAUGCAGUACCAUCUUUGAUCGUGAACUGUCCCCAUGACGAUCCUGUUUGGAUAGUUCGCUUUGUGCCUAAAAGUUUGUUGCCAAAAUGCUUCAGUGGAAUUCUAGAGAUGAGUUUCCAUAGUGGAAACCGUACUGCCGGCCUGCUGGACGAGCUUUCGCUUUGCAGCUACUCAGAAACUGUAGCUGUGUGUCCAUGUUGAAGUUUCAUGCUUUUGGCGACACAGGACGUCCCUCUUUCAGCAGCUGCUGUCGUGCUGAAGCGGCUUGUCCUCUGUUUGGGUCUCUGCUAGAAUGUGUGGACGCCUGACGUGCUGAUACGAGCCGAGAAGACACUUUCAUUGUGAUUCCUAUAGCUUGCCCAAGGGGUUCAACUAGAAAAAGAGAACGUGUUAUUUGUUUUGGAAUCGUUUUUUUCCCUUUGCUAAAAAUGACAAUACUCACUGCUGAGUCCUUCUUUCCCAGUCCAAAUGCAGAUAUAUUUUCAAACAUAUCAGCUUUGUGUUUUUUGCUGGAUAGGAGGGGGUUCAACUUGUGGCAGAGCAGGCUGAAAGUGUCUGAGCAUAUAUUCAGAGAUGGGGUUUAACCCCUAAUAACUAUGAGAUCCACAUCUACUGACCAUCCCGUGCCACUACGGAUCAAAAAGACGUGGAAAUGAACCCAGCGUUCUGAUCCAUGGUGCACACAACAUUUUAAAGUUUUAAAAUCUGAAUCUUUUUUUUUUUUUCUUCCUGCUGCCAAAGUGAAUCAGCAUUUUCAUGUUCAAUCUUGUCCCCAAAUCCUUGGUUUGUUUUUGUGUUUAGACGCCCGAAAUAAUGUCUACGUUUAACGCGAGCUGAAGAAAUUUUAACGUUUCAUAAAAUGAAUUUAAGUGUCUUUAAAAAGGCAGCUCUAAAUGAGAUAACUAGACGCCAUCCUGAGAACACCGGUCCUCUGUGUGAGUGGCGUUGAGGUCAUGUGACCGCGCUCCUUUAAAGCCCAACGUCAGCUGUUUACUUGUGGUUUCUGGUUUGAUGCAGAGCUGAUUUCCUGCAUUAAUCCAAUCCCUUGGCUUUCUGUGGAGGGAACCACUGUGACGCUGACUUCCUGGUUAGUCACCGUUCCUGCUUCUCUCUCAUGAGACUGACUGUUGGGUGCAAAAACACAGAAGCCAAACCAGCCCGGUUUGUGCACUGAAUUAUGAAAUGUACAGUGUAAAUGCAUCCUCCUCAGCUUUUUGUUUGUUUUAAUGUCCUGUAUGGUCUCUCUGUCUAUAAAUGUUGAUUUUAAUCAAUUUUAUAUAUUCCUGUUUUACUUUUAAUUAAAAGGGAGUAACUGAAAGGCG